This is a messenger RNA of Arctia plantaginis, 705 nucleotides long. Lineage: Eukaryota; Metazoa; Arthropoda; Insecta; Lepidoptera; Erebidae. The record is from the annotation of a GenBank genome assembly.
AUGUUUGAACUUAUACACUAUCGUUAUGGGCUCGUGGUGACCGUUAUAGUGAAUGUGAUAUUGGAGAAAAACUUCUACAUUUAUGCAAUAAAUAUACCUAGGAGAGAUGGCGUGGACGUAUUUAAUCUUCUUUUGGGUUUGUAUAAGUUAAAUCCUUUAAAACACUCCAAAGUAUAUUCAAAAUUUGCUAAAAACGUUCUCGCUCCAGGUGACAUAACGGGUGUAUUGUCUUCAAGUGAAAAUAAAAACUACCAAAAAAAGUAUCAAGAACUGAAAGAGAUAGAAAAUGUGAUACACCCUUUAAUUAAGAAGCAACCGAAACACUCUUUAGACAAACCUAAGUAUGAUGUAGAAAAUGUUGAUACAGAAGACUUUAGAGUUGAUCUGGUAUUGCCAGACAAUAUCGAAACAGAUUACAAGCCCGCUAAUAAAUAUGGGGGGAUAAAUAUUUUAGAAGAAUAUGGUAUUAUUAAAAGUAAUGAUAAUAAAAUGCCUAUGAACAAUGCACCUAAGACGAAAUUAUUACCUGUCAAUCAGUGGUUGCUGCCCACUUCUAUUAAACAUAAUCCAACGUCAAUGGGACAGCUGGAUAGAGAAAAUAGACCACAUGAUAAUAAAAACCAAUAUAGACAAAUCCCUAAUUCUUUUCAAGAGGCGCCGAUAAUCAGUGACAAUGAACUAACAGCAGACGUGGUGGUUUUGUAA